AUGGGGGAAUCUUACAGUACUGUGCAGGAAAAGCAAGUAAAGCUUGCACAGGGACAUGUAGCGGCAGUGGAGAAGUACUACGGUCUCUUCUGUGAAACACUUGGAUCCGUCAUCCGGAAAUCAGCAAGACUGCGGAAUAAAAGUGAUAUAUUUGUUCACCAACUGAAAGCUUAUGCCGAAACUGAGAAACUAAGUACCACAACUAAAUCCAGUCUGCUCACUUUUGUUGAAAAUCUGUCAACAGUUCAGGAUUACAGGAAUGCUGAAGUGCACAGGCUAGAAGCAAAAGUGCUGAAACCGCUGACAAAAUAUGGAGAGCUGUGUAAAACUAUGAAGAGUAGCAUCAAAAACAGCCAGAUUGCUUGGACAAGAGAGAGGAAGCAGUCAGAAAAAUUACAAAAACUGCAGCAGAAAGUGCCACAACCAACACCUCAAAUUGCACAGUCAGAGCUACAGAAAACCCACCAGCAGGCAGUGUUACAUGAUGAGCAAUUGCUGACAGACGUGGACCAGUUUGAGAGGAGUAAACUUGCUGACAUGAAGUCUGUUUUGAGAGAGUUUGUCCACAUUGAAAUGAUCUUCCAUGCAAGGGCACUGGAGUAUUUGUCCAGAUGCUAUGAAGCCACCCUGCAAAUGGAAACAGUUACAGACAUGGAUUUUCUUCAAGCAACACUUUGUGAAAUUUGUAAUGUUUCUAAAACUUUCUCAGUCGGCACCUUUCCG
This is a messenger RNA of Candidula unifasciata, 723 nucleotides long. The record is from the annotation of a GenBank genome assembly. NCBI's taxonomy places the organism in Eukaryota, Metazoa, Mollusca, Gastropoda, Stylommatophora, Geomitridae.